This is a messenger RNA of Ctenopharyngodon idella (grass carp), 2624 nucleotides long. RefSeq names its product volume-regulated anion channel subunit LRRC8D-like. The coding region runs from base 392 to 1594 and encodes 400 amino acids. The record is from RefSeq and is a predicted model, not a curated record. The transcript has 4 exons. NCBI's taxonomy places the organism in Eukaryota, Metazoa, Chordata, Actinopteri, Cypriniformes, Xenocyprididae.
GAGCUCCUGCUCGUUUUUACCCACAAGCCCACUGCUUCACCUGCUCCAUCUGCAGACGCGCCGCCCUCACCGCAGAGCGACGCUCCUAACACACGGAGGGAAGGAGUUCGCGAUAAGCAUCUCGAGUCUCUGAGGGUUUGUGGCUCGGGGGAUUGAACACUGAAGUGUCAUCUAGUUCAGCUUCAUCUGAGUGAGAUUCACCAGCUGUGCAGGUUGCCAUGGAGACUUCAAAGCUGCUUUUGGGGCCCCUCUGUGUCUGUAAACAGGGGCAAAGUAAGUGAAGUUGGACAAGAACAAACCGGCCUGCACCAGACUUGUGUGCGAGAAAACCGAGGUUUUCAAGACCUCAUGCAAGUGUGGUUUGGGGUUGAAAACGUUACAGAAUAUCACAAUGUUCACGCUGUCCGAGCUGUGGUCAGGCGGCGAGCGUCAGGGCAGUUAUAAGCUGCUGAAGCCAUGGUGGGAAGUCUUCAUGGACUACCUGCUGGUGCUCAUGCUGAUGGUGUCCAUCCUCGCUGGGACUCUUCUGCUGUCCCGGGACGGAGUCGUGUGCGUCCCCGUACACUCCUUCUCCACAAACAACACCUCUCCCACGGAGCCCAUGUCUGAUUCUGUUUUUACAGGUACAAAACAGUCACCCGGGAGUCCGGCAAAAGGGCGACGUACUAACUUGGACUUCCAGCAGUACAUCUACAUCAGCCAGGUUUGCUAUCACGAGGCGCUGCCCUGGUACUCGCGCUUUCUACCGUACGUGACGCUGCUCCACACGCUGAUUCUGCUGGCCAGCGGCUGCUUCUGGUUCCACUUCCCACUUACGUCCGCUCGUAUCGAGCACUUCCUGUCGCUCCUCGCCAAAUGUUGUGAAUCACCCUGGACGACAAGGGCGCUGUCGCACACAGCCAAACUGGACACUCGCUUUUCGGAGGCGGAACAAGUGGCGCGACCGAAAGUUCAGGUAACAUCUUUGUACAAAACACGCAAGUCGAGUCUGGACUCGGGGACGGAUAGCCCUCUGCUGGCAGGGACUGAUAGUGCAUCCACUACAACACAACCGUCUCCAUGUCCCUCCACGUUAUCCCACUGCUCGACGCUGUCCGCUCUGUCGAUCAAGGAGCCGGUUCUGCCGGCGCAAGUCGUACCGGACGGUUCCAGACCGGGAGCCACGUUGGACCGCAGUGACAGGGAGCAGGCCAGAGCACUGUUCGAGAGAGUGCGCAGGUUUCGCGCUCACUGCGAGAGCUCGGAUGUUAUCUUUAAGGUGUACACUGCUCAGGCGGUGUUCAAGGUCAUGAAGUUCAUUCUGAUCGUGAGCUACACUACUCCUCUCCUGGGCUCAAUCUCUUUCAGUCACGUCUGCCAGCCUCGCUCUCACGCUCUGACCGGCUACAGCGUCUUCCAGUGCAGUCACUCGCUGUCCUCCGUCCUGCGCAAGCUGAUGCAGGCCUACGUCUCGCUGCUCUUUCUGUUCGGCCUGCUGGGCGUCUACGCCCUCUUCUGGAUCUUCCACAAGUAUGGGCGUCCCGAGACAGGAGAGGACUUUGUCCAUGUAGUCUGUAGUCUGUCUCCAUGUGUGAGUGUCGAGAGAUUCUGGUGACUGAACUAACGUGUCUGUCUUCUAAGAACUAAAUGCAAAUAGAGUGUGUUAGUCCCACCCACUUUUUCAGCAUUGUCGGUUCCAGAAGUAUUUUUCUCAUUCAUUUUAAAAAAGUCUUUAAAGUCCCUGUGAACCAGAAGUUGCAAAUGACUUUUCUCCAGUGUUGUGACGUAUUACCAAGUGAAACGGAAUAUUGAAUAGAGGGCAGGGUUUUACUUUAGCGCUCCUCCUCUCCAUCUCUCGCUCAUAGCAGACUAACGGUUGGAGAGGAGUGGUUUAAGCGUCAAACUGACGUCAUCAGAGAAGGAACGUCAUUCCAGACCGGAAGUAACUUUUCAGAUUUUGAUUAAAGAUUACCAUGACAAACAAUUUUUUUCUGUGUAUUAACUUGCACAAAUUAAUUGUUUACCACAAGACUAGUAAUAUGCACUGGCAAAGUAAAUAGGGUCAAUUUUGAUUUCAUUACGACUUUAAAGAGUUUUAAAACAUGAAUCAAACCAAACAGCUACGAGGUGAAUCACAUUAUAAACUUUUAUUUGAAGCAAAAAAGUAAUAGAAAAUCAGACAGUAAGACUGUGAACUUAACUGCUUUAAUGAGGAAACGAACUACAAUCCCAUGACAUACCAAUAUUUUAAGUAUUUUGACAGCAUAGCAAGACCGACUAGAUUACAUCAUUCACAGUGCUUAAUGGGAGUGGGCGGGGCUAAAGAGCUUUUUUGGCAUAAUUUGCUGGCUGCGACUCGUUGGUGGAAUUUUCUGUACCGCAUCAUGGGUAAUGUAGGAUUUCACAAUGGAUUCAGCUUUUGAACAUGAUUAUUUUAAAACUAAGUUGAAAUAAUGUGUGGGCUGACGGCUUCAACAAAAACAAAAACUUGUAGCUCACAGUAGUUCUGUCUUUAAAGGUUUAUACUGUAAGUUAUCCUUAAAAAUAAAUUUCCCAUUUUUACUUCCGGAACCCAACUGUCACACUCUAUAAAAGUUGAAGAUGAAGCUAUGAUGAAAAUCUGAUUAAAUAUGCCUAAUCCUCAG